Molecule: messenger RNA, 648 nt
Organism: Colletotrichum truncatum
Lineage: Eukaryota; Fungi; Ascomycota; Sordariomycetes; Glomerellales; Glomerellaceae
Source: RefSeq, a predicted model, not a curated record
AUGCGCAACUCCGAGCAAUAUCGGACCCGACCGGCAGCGCCUGUCACCAGCCUGCGACGUCCCCGGGCCCGCCGACUGCUACAGCGCCUUUCACCUCGGCAGCAGAAGAGUCACGAACCCUGUCAUGCCCGUGGCGCGCCCGGCUUUGGCCCACUCGAGGCAUUCAGAAGCGCGGGCUCAGCGAUCGGACCAUUCCACUUCUUGACGCCUGCUGACUGGGAACCGAUUGAUGACAUUGGGCAGAUUGCCUAUGACAUGGGGGCGUGGGCAACAAACGCCGCUGGGCGGGCCCAGAACCGCCGCGCCCCCCCUGGUCAUUCUCCGCGCCCUACCCUCCUCUACAUAGUACUGAGCGCUCCUAUUCUCUGUUCCAUGUUGAUGCGGAUACCCUCUUCCCUCAAGUACCAUAGUUGGUGUUCCAAGCCUUGCUGCUCCAAAGCUACCGGCAACACUUCAAGAGGCGCACAUACUUUGGCCGUCUUUUUUCUCGAUCGAGAUCAACACGGCACCGUCCUUGAACCAACGAACGCCCUCCACCUCUCGCCGCUUGAGGCGACGGCACGGGCUUUUAUUUUGGCUGCGCAAUUUGCCCGUGCCAUGGGCCUUCAUUUGCGGCACGGGGUACCGACCGAAAAUUCAGUAACAUGA